AUGCCUCGCAAGAGUCGUCGGCGCUCGAAGAAACAUUGCACUCUCUUGAAACGCCUAGUGAAAAUUAAGGCGAAAAAGAAAGCUAAAUUAGAGGAAGAAGAAGGGGUUACUCCACUUGUUGACAGGUAUUGGUUGCAAAGGUAUGAUCUUUUCUCGAGAUACGAUAAGGGUAUCAAAUUGGACGAAGAAGGGUGGUUUUCCGUUACACCGGAAGAGAUUGCGGUCCGGCACGCCGAGCGGAGUGGUGGCGGUGUAGUCAUUGAUUGCUUUGCCGGCGUCGGUGGUAAUGCCAUACAAUUUGCCUCGGUAUCUCAACACGUUGUUGCUAUUGACAUUGAUCCACAUAAAGUUGCAAUGGCUUCUAAUAAUGCAAAAAUAUAUGGCGUGGAAGAUUAUAUAGACUUUGUUGUGGGAGACUUCUUCCAACUUGCACCAUAUCUGAAGGGUAAUGUAGUAUUCCUUUCACCACCAUGGGGGGGUCCAUCAUAUAGUUCAGUUGGGAAUUUUACCCUUGACCUACUGAAGCCAAAGGAUGGACUUACAAGUGAUCAGCCUGGCAAAAUAGGGUUGCCUGCAAAGAUUAACUUAGGUAAAGUGUAUCAGUACAUCAGGCUAUUCAACUUCCUAGGAAGGUAUUCAAUGUUUCAAAUUGCUCAAUCAAUAACCCCCAACAUCAUUAUGUUCUUACCUAAAAAUGUAGACCAACGUGAAGUGGAAGAACUUUCUUGGCUGUCUUCUCCUCCUCUACAUGUUGAGGUAUUUUUUCUACUGCUGGUUAGACGCAUGCAGAUUGAAGAAAAUUACGUGCAGAGCAGUUUAAAGGGUAUGACUGCCUAUUUUGGUGAUGCUCCUUUCAGGUAA
Molecule: messenger RNA, 861 nt
Organism: Ilex paraguariensis (yerba mate)
Lineage: Eukaryota; Viridiplantae; Streptophyta; Magnoliopsida; Aquifoliales; Aquifoliaceae
Source: the annotation of a GenBank genome assembly